Messenger RNA from Octodon degus (degu), 4543 nucleotides. Its product is annotated as netrin-1. The record is from RefSeq and is a predicted model, not a curated record. The transcript has 5 exons. Gene Ontology annotation, molecular function: protein binding. Lineage: Eukaryota; Metazoa; Chordata; Mammalia; Rodentia; Octodontidae. The annotation marks the transcript as partial.
CCUGUAACUGCAAUCUACAUGCCCGGCGCUGUCGCUUCAACAUGGAACUCUACAAGCUGUCGGGUCGCAAGAGUGGGGGCGUCUGCCUCAACUGUCGCCACAACACAGCAGGGCGCCACUGUCAUUACUGCAAGGAGGGCUUUUACCGAGACAUGGGCAAGCCCAUCACCCACCGGAAAGCCUGCAAAGCCUGUGACUGCCAUCCUGUUGGUGCUGCUGGCAAGACCUGCAACCAGACCACUGGCCAGUGUCCCUGCAAGGACGGGGUGACGGGCAUCACCUGCAACCGCUGUGCCAAGGGCUACCAGCAGAGCCGCUCACCCAUCGCGCCCUGCAUCAAGAUCCCUGUAGCACCACCGACCACUGCAGCCAGCAGCGUGGAGGAGCCCGAAGACUGCGAUUCCUACUGCAAGGCCUCCAAAGGGAAGCUGAAGAUUAACAUGAAAAAGUACUGCAAGAAGGACUAUGCCGUCCAGAUCCAUAUCUUGAAGGCGGACAAGGCAGGAGACUGGUGGAAGUUCACGGUCAACAUCAUCUCCGUGUACAAGCAGGGCACAAGCCGCAUUCGCCGUGGUGACCAGAGCCUGUGGAUCCGCUCCCGUGAUAUCGCCUGCAAGUGCCCCAAAAUCAAGCCCCUCAAGAAGUAUCUGCUGUUGGGCAACGCUGAGGACUCGCCCGACCAGAGCGGCAUUGUGGCUGAUAAGAGCAGCCUGGUGAUCCAGUGGCGGGACACGUGGGCACGGCGGCUGCGCAAAUUCCAGCAGAGGGAGAAAAAGGGCAAGUGCAAGAAGGCCUAGCGUGGUGCAGCGGGGCGCCACGGCCGGGUGAGCGCAAGCAGGCGGAGGCCGAGGUGGACUUGGCCCACAGGGCUUUCCCAGGUGGGGGGAGGGUGGGGGCGGGGCCGCAGCCGGCAUGGGGCGGGGCCCUUGGCGGCCCCUCCCCCAGCCUCACCCUGCGUGCCCUUAGCCAAGUGGCACUCGCAAAGCAGGGUGCACAGCAGGCUAGGUCCUGGAGAAAUGAGGACGAGACGCAGCUACCUCACGGGGCUCCUUCCAGAGCAGAGAUGCGCUUCCCUAGGGCUAGGUUGGGUCACCGUGGAGGGGCUGGGGGGGGCAGCAUUCCCUGGUGCCAGGGAGCAGGCACAGAAUGGCACAGGCAGGCUGCAGACGCAGGUCGUUGAUGGGUAUGGAGAAGGGGACAGGAGAACUGUGAAUUUUUAGGCCCGCAGCCUGGGCAGGGGUGCUGAGCAAGCCUGACCAACCACCCCAACCCAAGAGAUAAGGCCCCUCCUUUUUCCCUCUUUGCUGUCUAGGAAUUCCCACAGGACUCCUGGCUGUGACAUCCUGGUCCCCAUCUGAAGAGGCUGGGGUGGCACUGGGAGGAGGGAAGUAGCCUGGCCUGCAGCAUUCUUCAUGUGACCUCUGGUCUCCAUGGCCACCUGCUGGGUUGGAUCUCCUGGGUGGGGUGUGGGGUAUGGAACGGGGGUUUCGCUGUGAGGAGGCGAGGCUCCUGCGGCCCAAGCUGGCUGGGGGCUGGUCCAGGACUCUGGCCAGUCAAGCAGCAGGCCCAAGGACACCCCUGAGAAGCCCAAGCCGGGUGGUCACCGCCUCACCCUGGAGCUGCCUGUGGGAGGAGGCAUUGCAAAGGCAAAACCUCCCAGAGUGUUUCCUUUUUGGAAACUUGGAACCAGCCUCUUUUAUGACAUUUUCCAGGGGAGGGGGAAGGGGCACUGGCUGGGUUUACAGCAAUGACACUAUUUGUGUAAUGACAUCAGCUCCCACAAGGCCCUCAGUAGUGUCAACAGCUGGAAAGGGCAUGGGCAGGCAGAGUAUGCCACAGCGGGCUGGCCUCAGGGGAGGGGGCCUUCUGGAGUCAGGGUAGGGCUUGCUGGCUCAGCUAGGUGCCUGGGUGCCCAUGCCACAGGCAGACAGGGCCAGGAAAGGCCACACUCCUGGGAGCCAUGGAAGCCUUGACCACUUUAUGUUGCUCCCCUCACUGUUCACUUCCAAGGCAACAGACAAGCGUAUUGGGCUAAAAAGCCUGCUGCAGCCACCCUGAGGGCUGUUGUGGUCUAGCCUGGGUAGCACCUUGAGCACUCCUUCCAGGCCAUCCUCUUUGUGGAUCCCCCAUACUUUCCAGGAUGCCCAACCCCUUCCCAAAUCCAUAGAGACUGUUUCCACGCAAGCAGGCCCCAGCCUUUGAGUCUAGUUGUCUUGCAGGGCCUAUUUCUGUGCUCUGGAGCCUCUCGCCUCCCUGCCCUCCCAAGCUGUGCACUGUGCUGGGCCUCUGACUCCAUCCUCACACCCGGCACAUGGGAUGAGAAGCUUGGCUCUCUCUCAGGCAGGAAAUUGGUUUCAUUUUCCAUGCCAGAGCUUGGCUGCUCCAAAGAGCCGGUAUACCAAGAAUGAAGCUUGGCCUUUUGGCGACUGGGAUUCCCUCUGCUUCCCUCACUUCUGCCCGUGUCGCUGUUUAACUGCCAUUUAACUAGCACCUGCUCUGUGCCAGGCACUUUACCUCCAUAUUCCUAUCCUGUCAGAACCUCGUGGGACAAGGAGUCCCAUCUGUUUGCUGCCGGGGAGGGAACUGGCAUGCACUUGCCCAGGGUCGUGCUGCAAGCAUGCAGCUCUGGGACUCGGAUCCCAGAACCCACUCUAGCUAUCACCUGCCCUCAAGCCCCACAGCAGGCUGUGAAGGAUGUCAUGAACUGCCGCCCAGACCAGGCACUGGCCUCCCAAGGACCUUGGAUCCAGCCUAGAGACAGGAGCCUGGGAGAGGGUAGGGACAAGUGCGAUAUUUCCAGAGUGGCCAGCCAGAGUGCUGGAUGGAGCAGGGUAGGACACAGCUUUAUCUGCGGGUAGUCCUGGGAAACCCCAGGUUCCAGGACGGUAGACCUCAGUUCUUCAGCCCUCAUCAUAGGUGGUCUGGCUGCUCUGGGUAUGUGGCAUAAGGCUGGAGGGAAUCUAGGAGACUGGCAGAGAUGCCUCAGGGGCAGAGGAAAGACAACUGCCCUAGGCAGGGGCAUUUGGCUCCCUGAAACCUAAAGCUGGAGGGCAAGGGCCUCUCGCCAGGCCCUGGGCCUAGCGUGAUCUGCUAACACCAUUAGCUGCUAAAGCAGCUCUCUGGAGGUGGGUCUUACCCUGUGUGCAGUGAGAGCCUCUCAGCAGUGGAAUCAGGGUCUGCCCAGCCACAGGGUGUCUCACUGAAGACCAAACUGGCCUCCAACCCCACCUUCUGGCCCAGCUGCCCCUUUCCUGGGUGGCACAGGCCACUCACCCAGUGUUCUGACCCUGGGGGGGACUAUGGCAGGGUGGCCAGAUCAGCGAGGUCAGGGAUGAGGUCACUGCUGGGGUUGCAUAGCUCAUCCUAGGCUGCUUUCCCUGUGAUGAGCCUCCGGAACCGGCCCACGGCCCUGCUUCCCGCCCCUGCCCUCCACGUUAAGGACCCAGCCUCAGCAAAGCCACCCCCUCUCCACCCGGCUCCCACUCCAGGGAGGAGAUGGAAAUCAGAAUCAAGGCGUCGCAGUUGCAGCUUGUACAGGUAGAAGGGAUGUAAAACGGAACUAGAUUUUGAUUUUGAAGAGUGUAUUAACCAGAACUGUGAUAUGUAGGUUUUUGAGGACCAGAUUUAGUCUUUUUUUUUGGUUUUUAAAAAAUUCCCCAGGGCCUCUCCCCCCCCCCUUUUUUUUUUUACCAGCUGGGUUGGGUGGCCUGGUGCUCCUGACAGCCGAGUGCCUGCUUACUGAUACACAGAAACUCAAAAGGUAUGAAGUGGAGGGAUAGGGAAGAGGUUGGCCCACCUGAAGCACCUGCAGGCUGUGGCUCUGUGCACAGCUUCUGUAUUGGAAAGCAGUGGGGAGGCAGUGAGCACAAGUUCCCUCAGACAGGAGGGGACACCUGUGUGGGGUCAAAGCCCGGAGAGGCUGGGAGCUGCCCAAGGUCUUAGGGGCCUUUUGGAACCGCCCCAGUAGUAACAGGGGCACAGACUUGGUUGGAGUUGCCUCAGGUUGGAAUGAGACAGAAAUCAGAAGAGACCCUUAGGUACUGGGAAAUAGUUCCUUUGGGGUCUCAGUACUUGAAGGACCCCCUCCAUCCCCCAAGCCUAGAAAGUGGGCAAACUAGACUCUCUAUAAUGUGCCAUGGUUCAGGACAGACAUUCCUGCGGACCACAGCCUCACCAUACCCCAGGGGUAGGUACCAAAAUUGUCCUUGUGGGGCCCUGCCCAAACCCAAGCCAGAUCCCCUCGUGUCGAUGGACAGCCCCUCUCACCCUCCCCCUCUUCCCCUCCCUUCCCCAGCCCCCUCUUGUGUUGCGGAUUUCUGUUCUCUCAGAAUUGUAAAUGUUUAGUUGUGACCAUGACAUAUUGUUUGGGUCAGUGUUCCAUUCCAAUGCAUACUAAUAUAUUAUGGUUAUUAUAUAUGAAUAUAUUUAAUGACAUGGAAAAAGUUGUGGAUUUUUUUUAAGGUUUUUUCUGUUAGAGUUGUAAUGGACCCAGAUGGAACUUGUAAUGUGGGCCCCACAUGAUAGAACUAAAUUCAGAUUAUCA